AUGCCGGGGGAAAUUGUAACGCUUCAGGUCGGGCAGUGUGGUAACCAGGUGGCGAGCGAAUUCUGGCGACAACUGUGUCUAGAGCACGGCAUCGGGCUGGAUGGCAACCUGCAGGACUUCGCGACGCAGGGCGACGAUCGCAAGGACGUGUUCUUCUAUCAGGCGGACGACCAGCACUACAUCCCGCGCUCCGUGCUGCUGGAUCUAGAGCCGCGCGUGGUGAGGGGCAUCCAGGCGGGCGAGUUCCGCGCGCUCUUCAACGCGGAGAACGUGUACGUGGCGGAGCACGGGGGGGGCGCGGGGAACAACUGGGCGAGCGGGUUUGACCAGGCGCGCGCGCAGCAGGAGGCGAUCAUGGAGAUGAUUGACAGGGAGGCGGAGGGCAGCGAGAAUCUCGAGGCGUUUUAUCUCUGCCACUCUGUGGCUGGAGGCACGGGGUCAGGCAUGGGCUCGUACCUCUUGGAAGAGCUGCACGACCGCUACCCCAAGAAGCUCGUGCAGACAUACAGUGUCUUCCCGAACCAAUCAGAAACGUCUGACGUGGUGGUCCAGCCGUACAAUUCCCUGCUGACCCUCCGCCGGCUGACUCAGCACGCUGACAGUGUGGUUGUACUCGACAACACAGCCCUGGAUAGAAUUGCAGCGGAGAGGCUGAGGCUGCACCAGCCGACGUUCGCCGAGACAAAUUCUCUGGUGGCGAUGGUCAUGGCCGCGAGCACGAAUACGAUUCGGUACCCGGGGUUCAUGAGUAAUGACCUGGCUUCCAUGGUGUCGUCGCUGGUGCCCACGCCGCUGUGCCACUUUCUGGUUUCCAGUUACACGCCCUUGACUGUGCAGAGGCAGGAGAACGUCAUUCGCAAGACAUCAGUCUUUGACGUCAUGAGGAGACUGCUGCAGCCACAGAACUGGAUGGUAUCGUCCCAUUACGGGCGAGCGCGGGACGUGAGUGCAGCGCGGUACAUGGCGAUUCUGAACGUCAUCCAGGGGGAGGUGGAUCCGGGGGAGGUGAACAAGAGCAUGCAGCGCAUCCGAGAGAAACAGGCUGCCUCGUUCAUCGAAUGGGGGCCUGCCAACAUCCAGGUGGCACUCUCUCGCAAGUCCCCUUACGUGCAGACGGGGCACAAAGUGAGCGGGCUGAUGCUGGCAAACCACACGGGCAUGAGGCACCUGUUUGGGCGCUGUGUGAAGCAGUAUGAGAACAUGCGCCGCAAGUCCGCUUUCCUCGAGCCCUACAAGCAGUUCUCCAUGUUCUCCGACAACCUGGUGGAGUUCGAUGAAUCACACGAGGUAGUGCGCUCAAUGAUUGACGAGUACCGCAUGUGCGAGUCAUCUGAUCCACUAGCUUAUGAGUUUGAAGCGAUGGUCCGCUUCCCGUUUGAGUUAGAUGGAGGAUGGGUACUGCAUCAGCGCACAGGACGGCUAGAGGAUGCUUACACCUUAGAGAAAGAGCUGGGUCGUGGACACUUCGGAAUCGUCAAGCUUUGCAGAAAACGUUCCGGAGGCGGAAAAUACGCAUGCAAGUCGAUUGACAAGUCUAAACUCUCGCACUGGGAGGAUAAGGAAGAUGUUCGCAGAGAAAUCGAGAUCAUGCGGAGACUAUCCGGGAACCCGUACACGCUGAACCUGGAAGACGUUUUCGAGGACAACAGAUUUGUUCACCUAAUUAUGGAGCUCUGCGAGGGUGGUGAUUUAUUUGACGACAUCAGCAGCCAUGGCUUCAUGACAGAAGUACAAGCAGCAGCAGUCUUCGAGGAGAUUGUGCUUGCUGUCAUGCACUGCCAUGAACACGGCGUUCUGCACCGUGACUUAAAACCGGAAAAUAUUCUCCUUGUACAGGAAUCAGGCGUUAGGACGGCAGCAGGAGCAGAUGACUGCAGGUCUCCUACGAAAUGCUUUUCAUUGACGCCGAGGGUCAAGCUUACUGAUUUCGGGCUUUCGCUGUUCGUGGACCCUCACAAGCAGGUUUACGGUGUCGCCGGAAGCCCGUUCUACCUCGCUCCAGAAGUUCUUUCCGGAAAUUACGGCCACGAAGCAGAUAUUUGGUCUCUGGGUGUCAUGCUGUACAUGCUUCUCUCAGGUUCAGCUCCGUUUUUCGGGGAAUCGGAGGACGAGGUCCUCGCAGCCGUCAGGCGCGGGAAGUUUUCGUUUUACCGGCCGAUCUGGGGAUCGAUUUCGCCGUUCGCGAAAGACUUGAUUCGGUGCAUGCUCCGGCAGGAUCCGACCAAGAGACCGACUGCUAGCGAUAUUCUUCAGCAUCCGUGGUUCACUGAGGUGUUCCGAUCGCAGCAACAGCAGCAGAUGCAGCAACCGCAGCAGCCGCAGCAGCAAGCAGAGCAGGAGCUGCAGGACGAGCGUUCCGAACAAGUGGUAGAUAGCUUCGAUAGCGACUCGAUCGACAACGCAAGACAGUGCAUCUGUACAGGCGCAGUCCUCUCUUCCCCCAGUCCCGCCAUGCAAUCGCACUCGCACCUCCCCAGCUCGCCCGUCUCUCAUCUCCAAUGCUCAGCCGAGUUCAGCCCCGUGGUUUCCAGGAAGCUACCACACGCGUCUCCGCAAACCCCGCCGCGGUUGGAGCUUGAGAACCAUUCCAGCUUUCUGUGUGCGAGCUCACGGCUAAGCCUCGCCUCCUCGUCUGUUGAAGCAGACGGAGUUAGAUCGGAGCAGGCUGACGGGUUGGAAUCGGUCGCAGGGGAAGCAGCAGCAGCGGAGGAUGUCCAAGGGGAGACUUUAAGUGCGGCUCCUUCGCUGUGGGGUUUGUUUGGAGGGUACAGCCCGAUGGUUAAACCGGACGAGUUCGAUGCUGCGGAUUUAAUAGCUUCGGAAGGAUCGCUGGCGCAAACGCCGCAGCUGCUCUCCUGCAGUGUGUGGGGUCGGAGUCAGACCACAGACGCUGUGGAAAUCGACUGGGUGUUUGGAUUCUGA
This is a messenger RNA of Closterium sp. Yama58-4, 2922 nucleotides long. Lineage: Eukaryota; Viridiplantae; Streptophyta; Zygnematophyceae; Desmidiales; Closteriaceae. The record is from the annotation of a GenBank genome assembly.